AUAUCUCAUGAAGUAAAUUAGCCUCUCAACCGAAUAAACAGAUUCCCAAUCAUGGCGCCAAUCAAAGUCGGUGUUGUAGGUUACGGAAACUCAGCCAAGAGCUUUCACUUACCUUUCAUCACUUCUAUCCCAGACUACGAACUCAUUUCUAUUCUUCAGAGAAAAGAAGCACCAGCCGAUCCAUCUUCUGCUGAGAAGGGCUCGCACUGCACCGUUGACUUUCCUCGCAUCAGGCAUUAUCGCACAGCCGAUGAGUUCUUCGCCGAUAAAGAUAUCCAGUUCGUUGUCGUCGCUACCCAGCAUGAUACUCAUGCCUCUUUUGCAGAACAGGCGCUAAAUGCGGGAAAACAUGUGAUUGUCGAUAAGCCAUUUGCUGUAUCAUCUGAAGAGGCGGAUAGGGUGAUCAAAUUGGGUGAAGAGAAGGGUCUCAUUCUUACUUGCUUUCAGAACCGACGAUGGGAUGCAGACUUUCAGACCCUUCGCCAUCUCAUCAACAAGGGUGCACUGGGCGAUAUCAAAGAAGCCGAGUUGCACUAUGACUUUGAGUCACCACCGUGGCUGUCUAAAAUAGGAGCCAAGUACACUCCAGGUUCUGGGAUGGCCUUCGGUCUCGGUACGCAUAGCAUCGACCAGGCGCUUGUUCUCUUUGGCCGCCCCAAGUCUGUGACGGGGUUCUUCCGCGUCCAACGCGACGCCGAAAGUGAAGUUGAAGACUCUUUUACUAUAAUUCUACAAUAUGAUGGUGCGCAGAAAGAUCUGCUCGUUACAGUCAAGACAGCUGUGACGACACCGAUGGCACAGCAAUUGAAGCAACUCGUUCGAGGAACAAAGGGUUCUUUCAUAAAGUUCCAAAAGCAUAGCCUUUGCGCAACAGAGGACAGUAUCGCUGCUGGUCUCAAGCCGCUUGAUGAAGGUUUUGGUGUUGAGUCUGAUGACUUGCGGGGUAUUCUGACGACUUACGAAGAGUUCGACGGCAAGGUUCAAAAGUAUAACCCCGAGAUCAAGAAGUAUACUGGUCGAUAUCCAAGUUUUGCGGGCCGAUGGAUGGGAUUGUAUGAGAAUGUUGCCGAUGCGAUUAAUGGCAAGGCAGAGUUGGAAGUGAAGCCAACGCAAUCGCGCGACGGCUUGAGGGUCAUUGAGCUUGCAAGGGAAUCGCACCAAAAAGGUGCCACAGUUCCUUGGUCAUAAGAUAAAUGAAUAGUCUUUACUCUACUCAAUAAAAAGAAUGCGGUCUACC
Fusarium oxysporum Fo47 is the source of this 1237-nucleotide messenger RNA. RefSeq lists its product as uncharacterized. Lineage: Eukaryota; Fungi; Ascomycota; Sordariomycetes; Hypocreales; Nectriaceae. Gene Ontology annotation, molecular function: nucleotide binding. The coding region runs from base 52 to 1188 and encodes 378 amino acids. The record is from RefSeq and is a predicted model, not a curated record. The transcript has 5 exons.